This is a messenger RNA of Macadamia integrifolia, 1221 nucleotides long. RefSeq lists its product as uncharacterized. The record is from RefSeq and is a predicted model, not a curated record. Lineage: Eukaryota; Viridiplantae; Streptophyta; Magnoliopsida; Proteales; Proteaceae. The transcript is spliced from 2 exons. The coding region runs from base 253 to 843 and encodes 196 amino acids.
CCUCUCCCCUCAUCUAAAACCCCCUUUCUUCCCUUCCAUUAAAGCUCUUAGCGGCCCCUGCCGGCCUUAGCCGGCUCAGCUGCUCUCUACACCCUUCUCUCCCACCCUACUUCUUCUCUUUACAUCUCCUUCUCCCUCUCUUUCCGUUAUACCUAAACAAAAUCACAAUAAAAAAAAGCCCUCUCCAGAAGAAGAAGAGAAGAAGUAGAAUCAGUCUCCCUUUCAAUUUCUAAUCCUCUCCCGUAUGUCAAAAUGACGGGAGAGGAGCAACAGAAGCUCAAAGUGGUGUCAUCAUCGUCGGAAUCAGAAGAGAUGGAGGAGGAAUUGCAGAAGCUAGAGCUAGUUGGGCCUAUGUGGAAGAACAAGAAGAGGCUUUCAAAGCAGCUUUCGAUGUGCGAGACGCCACGUGAUGCUGCUUGGGAGAGGCGGCGCCGGCAGAUUCUCCGGCGGAGGAUUGGGUUUGAGGAAUCGGAUGCGGGGUGUAUUGGGUUGACAGAUGAGGAUCUUUGUGACCUUAAAGGGUCUAUUGAGUUAGGGUUUGGUUUCAAUGAGGAAGAUGGACAAAGCCUCUGUAAUACACUGCCAGCUCUUGAUCUGUACUUCGCUGUGAAUAGGCGGUUCUCGUCUGCUUCUUGCUCGUCUUUGGAGACAGCUGGUCUUAAACAAAGCCCUGUGUCUACUCCAAUGGGUUCUGCCAAAAGCCCAUCUUCGUCUUUAGGGAGCCCAAGGAGUAGCGAGUCUGAUUGGAAGAUCUGCAACCCAGGGGACAAACCUCAACAAAUAAAGACAAAGUUGAGGCACUGGGCACAAGCCGUAGCUUGUUCUGUGAGGCAAUCUUAUUGAAGGGAAUGAAAAGUGGGAGUUGUACAGAGAAAGGGAGAGAUAGAUCGAGAGAAUAUGCACCCACAGGAGCGAGAGAGAGAGAAAGAGAGAGGGCGAGCAUAAAGAGAGAGAUUGAGGGUUGCUUCUAAAAUUGAUUUUCAAUUUUUCAUCAACUGCAUAAAGGGUGCAGUUUUCUCAAGUACAUGGUGGUACAAAUUAAUGGAAAAAUAUUUUUCCAUGUCAACAAUGUAAAGGAUUCUUUCAUUACAUUCUUCUUCUUCUUUUUUUUUUUUUACUUUUCCCCAUACUUGUAAUUUCGUUCUAAAUUUCAUCUACUCAAUUAAUAUUAUUCAAAAAUCAAAACUCAAGGCUUAAGCUUAAGCCUUGCUUAGGAGUGAA